Trichobilharzia regenti is the source of this 2910-nucleotide messenger RNA. The record is from the annotation of a GenBank genome assembly. Lineage: Eukaryota; Metazoa; Platyhelminthes; Trematoda; Strigeidida; Schistosomatidae.
AUGAUUUGUGAUGUUAUGCCAACAAUUACGGAAGAUGUUGGAUCUCAGGGUGAUCGAGAUUCACUCACCAGUGGAGAUGGUACAAAUGUUGAAGACAUGUUGCUUAGUAUGUUAGAUGAACGGGAUAGAUUAAUGGAAGGAUUACGAGAAUCACAAGAACAAGUUAAUGCAACAAGAACUAGAUUAAAUGAAGUUGAAAGGGAAAGAGAUAAACUUCAUGCUCAGCUUUCAGUCAAAAUGCCUCAAGAUGUCGUUGAGAUGUCGAAGAAGUUAACAGAAGUUGAAGAGCAGCUGGCUGAAAGAUCUGAUGAGAUCGCUGAUUUAAAGGCUGAACGUAAUAAUAUGAAAAUUCUUUUAGAACAUUUGGAAAACCUCGUGGCACGACAUGAGAGAUCGCUUAGAAUGACUGUGGUUAAACGUCAUACAUCUACAACAAUGAGUACCAGUACAAAUUCCUUAAUUCCAAGUGGAACCACAUCUGAUGGUGAAUCAGUAUGCCCAGAAAUGGAUAUUUUGAAUCCCUCCUCCAAUUAUUCAAUGAAUGCCACAACUGGAUCACUCAGUCCUUCAAUGACAGGAUUAGGUUCUGAAGCUGAGGUUUUAAAGGCCUUAAAGUCUUUAUUUGAACAUCACAAGGUAUUGGAUGAAAAAGUUCAUAACAGACUGAGAGUAUCACAAAACAAAGUUACUGAAUUAGAAAAUGAAUUAUUGGAGUUAAAACGAUCUGCGCUGCCUGCAUCAAGCAUAAAUACACAAAAUAAGAGUAUUAACCAAACAAUGAUAUCAAUUCACACACAAGUUGAAAGUGAUUUACUGAAGUCUGACGACUCAGAACCGAAGCUUAAUCAGGAUCAGCAGAAAAUACUGCCGCUUAGGGAAACUGCAACACCACCACAAGGAACACUAGUACCGAGUACAAGUUCAGAUGUGUUAACCUCCUUUCCUGUUUCAAGCGUAUCGCUGUCAAAUUUAUUUUCUGCUUCAGCAUCAGUAGCUGCUAUUGAAGCAGCUAAUAGAAUAAAAGAACUGCAGCAGAAUCUUGAACAACGUGCGUCUGAAUUGCUUGCAGCUAGAAGGCAAGUUAUAGAACUGACGAGUCGAUCAAGGGAAAGUUCUAAUUCGCUUAGUUUAGUAAGAAACGAAUUGAAUCGAGCCAAUGAUCAAAUUGAUAGACUAACACGUGAAUUACGUGAAUCUGAACAACGAAGAUCUGACCAAGAAACAUUAGCAACAAGUUUAGAACAGAAAUACUUAGUUGCUCAACGCGAAUUGAAUACAGCUCAAGAUAUGGCUGAUAAGCUGAGAGCCGAACUCGCCUUCAAAUCAACGCAACUUAAACAGCAAGAAGAAAAAGUUCGAUCACUCCAAACUAAACUUGAUUCUGUGGAAGAUGAUCUUUUGAGAAGUCGAUCUAUUUCAAAUAACCUUCUGAUGAAUUCAUCUUCGAAAAAUAAAUACAUUCAAGAAGACGAUGAUGGAAUUGAAGAGAAUGAAGAACAGUUAUAUUCUGAUGAAAGUGGUCCAGAAUUAAUGAAUAAGCAAACAUCCGAAGGUGAAACAGAACAAGAAAAUGAUUCAGCCAGUACUCAAGAGAAUAGAAUUAUAAAGAGAAUAAGAUAUAACGAGAUAUCUUUGAAAAGCUAUAGUCACUUAAGAAAUAUUUCACAACAAGACUGGAAUUCUUAUGAAGAUAGAGUGAAAGAAUUAACAGACGAAAUUGACGAAGUCAGGCAAGAGUUGGCUCGUGCUAAAGAACGAGAAAUUGUAAAUGAGGAGCAUAUAACACGUUUAUCUGGAACGGUUGAUAAACUGCUACAAGAAUCCAAUGAACGUCUACAAAGUCAUUUGCAAGAACGUAUGUCGGCCCUAGAGCAAAAACAAGAAUUAAACAACCAAAUCGAGCAAACAAAAAGAGCCUUAGAGUCUUCUAUUAGAGAACGUCAAGCUAAUAUAACUGAAUCGGUUUUGUUAAGGCAACAGUUAUCAGAGCUAGCAGCAGCUUUCCGUCAUUCACAAGCUCAACUUGCUGCUGCUCAUACAUCAACAUCAGCAGCUCAGGCUGCAAUGAUGGCACUGGCCAGAGCAUCAACAGAAAAAGCCAAUAUAGAACGACUUCAACAACAGCAACAACAACAACAGAAUGCUGAAAUAUCUAUCCAAAACUCGAUGACAGCAUGUCCUACAAGUAUAAGAGAUCAACAGCUUGGCAUUGAACAAAACACUCCUAUAGAUUUAAUUUCAAGGUUAAUAACAAAUGCGUGGAUCACAUCACAGGCAAAUAAUUCAGAUCAGGCACAACUUGAUGUAAAUAGUCCAUCAUUUGUUAAUACAACCAUGAAUACUACAAACAAUACUAAUUUAGAAGAAUUUUAUUCACCUAAUGAACUACAAGAUUUACUUAUUCGACAAAAUUUAAACUUGAAUACAACAUCACAAUACCCCACAGAUACAGAGAAUCAAAUGUCAUUGAAUGAAAUUGUAAAUUUAAUGAAUAUGAAACAACCUUUGCCGAAUUCCACAUCUCGUAGUAAUAUUCAGGAGGGUGAAAAUGAUCCAGCAAGCGAUCCUCAAUCCCUAGCAUACAUGUUGAAAAGUCAACUGGAUGCUAUCAAUAAUGAAAUAAAGUUGAUUCAACAUGAAAAGGCUACCACAGAGAUGUUAGCUGAAGAAUUACAAGGACGAUAUGGCACACUUGAUGUAAACGUGGACAGUACAGGUCACUACGGAAAACCUAGAAACCAACAUCCUGACGGGCAACUAAUCAGCGAGGAUAAUAUUCAAGAGGAUGGGACUCGGAACGGCAGUGGCCAGAGAUUUCUUGAAGGCGCGGGUGUUGUGAACAAACAGCAUGCAUCAGUAAUGCAUUCAGCCAUAAGUGAUCAAAAUACCAACAUAGGAAGAGUGCAGUAA